Messenger RNA from Cavia porcellus (domestic guinea pig), 5972 nucleotides. RefSeq names its product centrosomal protein 162 (gene Cep162). The coding region runs from base 495 to 4691 and encodes 1398 amino acids. The record is from RefSeq and is a predicted model, not a curated record. NCBI's taxonomy places the organism in Eukaryota, Metazoa, Chordata, Mammalia, Rodentia, Caviidae. Gene Ontology annotation, cellular component: centriole; centrosome; axonemal microtubule. The transcript is spliced from 28 exons. Gene Ontology annotation, biological process: cilium assembly.
AAACCCAUGGCUGCCGAGUUGUGUCUCUGAGCCACGUGACCACCCCAGGUCAUGUGACCUGGGAGCGCGGCCGCGGAGGUCUGUUACCCUGACGACCGCAGGCCCGCACGGACCUUCGGGAAAGCGCGGGAUUCAGAGGCACAGGUUGGUGAGCUGUGGACGCUCACCUUCUAAACCACCUUGGCCGAGGUUGUGCCUUAAGGCUUUCCUUUGUCGGGUCAGGCUCCUCUUGCGCCUGGACCCUACUGCAAAGGCGCCUUCGUUUACCUGUCAGCCUCCAAACCCGCGCUUCCUGAAGCCAGGACACCGCCAGGCUGAGGGCCUUUUGGUGGAUCGCGCCUCUUACCAAGCUGUUGAACAAAACCUUAACCGCGAUCGCUCUGGCCUGGUCCAGAAUGCUGAUAAAGGGAGGAAGUGUAGUUCUGCGAAUUAGGAAAGCAUCACUGUUGUAAAUACUUCAGAAUGUUUGCUUUGGGAAAUGAAAAUUAUUGACAAUGGCUCAUUAUUCUAAAGAAGAGCUGGAUGAACAAUUUGAACAGUUUAUGAAGGAGCUUUCAGACGAUUCUUUUGACAAGUCAAACAGAACACCUAGACAACCUACAGAAGGAGUGAAGAAGAAAGAUACAGUACCUUGGUGGUUAACUGAAGAUGAUGGACUACUUGGAACAAACAUAAGCUAUUUGAAGACAAAGAAGACUUCUCACCCAGCGAUGGAAACAGAAGAAGAGUCUGCUGAAAAAUCUCAGCUUCUUAAGAGCAGUGGAACAUCUAUCUUAAGUGUUGACAGUUUGGAGACAAAUGAACUCAUAGUUUCUGAGCUCAGUCAUAGUGUUCUUGGAUUGGGAUUGGACACGUUAGAAGAACAAGAAGAGAAAGAACAAUUUUUUUCCAGGCUUGAGAAAGGCUUGACAUCAUCCAUUGACUAUUCAAGGUUAAACAAGGAAUUGGAUUCCAAUGACUCCACACAUUUUAAAGGUGUAACCAGUUUUGAAGCUAACAUAGGACUAACUGAAGAUGAGCAUGAGAAUGAAUCAAAACAUGAACAAUUGCCAGAAAACUACAGUGAUGACUUUGAAGAUGCAGAGGAUGUUGCCACCUGUUUGACUACUAAAGAUGAAGAGACUCAUUCCAAAGAAAAUCCCAAAUCAGAAGAAGUAAAUAUACCCAAACCGAUAGAAGAAAAAACUGGAAUGCUGGCUAAUGUUGUGCUCCUUGAUUCAUUGGAAUCUAUUGAGGAUGCCAACCUUGGUGAAGCAACAAGUAAGCCAAAGGCCCUGCCAGACACAACUGAUAAUGAAACGACAGGAACGGAUAUUUCUUAUGGACAAAGCAGUAGUGACCUGGAAGCCCUACAUCAGGCGUAUUGUCAUAUAGCUCAUUCUUUGGGAGAUGCAGAUGGACAAAGGACUGAAAGUAACACAAUGGAAAUUAUCAAGAGCUCAGUGAAUGAUCAUCCUCAGGAAAAUGAGGAGUCUUCAAAACACGUCUCUACUACUGAAUCUGAUCUGCCUACAGUGGAGGAGUUGAUGAAACCUAUCAGAAUCGAUUCGAUUGGAGACAAUAGUUUUCAUUUACAGCCUCUAAGCUCUCAGAACAUGACUAAUAGCAAAGACACUAUAAAUGUUCACUCUUUACCCCUUCAGAUAAAUGCAAAUGUUAUAUCUCAUGACCCCAAAAAUGUGAACCAACUUUUUUUUGACAGAAAUGAGGAGAAUAUGAUUUUACAAAAGACAACAAAUAAGAAUAUGGAAAAUAGCUGUCCAACAGUAACUGCUACAGAAGAACAAAUUGAUAAAACAUACCUUGAUAUUUUGAGGAAAAAGAUAUCUGUUAAUUCUUCACUAUUAUCUCAGGAUGACAGAAUUAAUAAAACUUUUAAAUCUCAGCUCUGUCCUACAGAAGAAGGGAAUGUAAGUGGUAAUCAGGCACCAUACAGAAAGGCCAGAAGUGCACCAGCUUUGUUUAAAAGAAAACCCCAGAGUGGAUUAUAUGCAUCAGUUAGGAGCUCAGGCUAUGGUAAACCCAGUUCACCACUAAAGUUGUUUUCUACUCUUGAAAAGAAAACUUCAAAGGACAUGAAAAGCAAAAACUUGAGACCCAUUCCCACCUCACAUCAAGCUAAGAAGAAAGAAAUGUUAUCUGGAACAAAACUCAUCAAACCUGCAGCUUUGAGUAAAGCAUCUCCCAAAAGUGAAAAUUGCCUGGCUUCUCCUAAGACAUCUGAAGAUCCUACAGCAACUGAUUCUUGUGCUCAGUUUCAGACUGAUUUUUCAGAACACAGUGGUAAGAACAAAGAGAAAGAAAUAUUUUUGCUUAAAAGGGUUCAGAAAGCAGAAGAAAAAUGGAGGAGUGCAGAAGCCCUAAUUGAGCAAAUUAAAGUCACAUUCUCAGAAAAAGAGAAAGACCUGGAAAAUAAGUUGGAGGAAGUAAAGCAACAACAGGAAAAGGAAGUAUUCAAGUUAAGUCAAGAAAAUUAUAUUCUUCAAGCCAAGUUAAGUAGUUUUGAAGAAACAAACAGAAAACACAGAUGGUUACAUUUUGGAGAAACUGCUGAUCCUGUCACUGGAGAAAAAUUAAAGCAAAUCCAAAAAGAAAUACAGGAACAAGAGACACUUCUUCAAGGCUAUCAACAGGAAAAUGAAAAAUUAUAUAAUCGAGUAAAAGAUCUCCAAGAACAAAACAAGAAAAAUGAAGAGCAAAUGUUUAAGGAAAACCAGAGUUUAGUCAGUGAAUUAUCUUCCUUAAGAGAACAAUUGAACAAAAGUCGUUUCCUAUCUCAAGGAGUUGAAGAUUCAGAUCCUAAUAGAAACCAGAGUUUUACAGAUCUGUUAGCAGAACUACGGGUGGCACAGAAAGAGAAAAGCAUUUUGUUGGAAGACAUCAAAAGACUGAAGCAAGACAAACAAGCUCUUGAAGUAGACUUGGAAAAAAUGAGGAAAGAGCGGGAUCAAGCCAAAGAUCAGAUUGCUUAUGCCACAGGUGAAAAAUUAUAUGAAAUAAAAAUCUUAGAAGAAACUCAUAAACAAGAAAUCAGCCAACUACAAAAGAGAUUGCAGUGGUAUGCUGAAAAUCAGGAACUUCUGGAUAAAGAUGCAGUUCGGCUUAAAGAAGCCAAUGAAGAAAUUGAGAAGUUGAAACUUGAGAUUGAGAAACUGAAAGACAAAUCUGGGAAUCCAUCUGCUCAGCAGAAGUUACGUUCCAGAGAUAGAGGAACUGAUGCCAAAAAAAUUCAAGAUCUAGAGCGACAAGUUAAAGAAAUGGAAGGAAUUCUGAAAAGAAGAUACCCCAAUUCCUUACCUGCUUUAAUAUUGGCUGCCUCAGCCGCUGGUGAUUCAGCAGACAGAAAUACAGUAGAAUUCAUGGAGAAAAGGAUUAAAAAGUUAGAAGCUGACCUGGAGGGCAAAGAUGAAGAAGCAAAGAAAAGCCUUCGUACCAUGGAACAAGAGUUUCAAAAAAUGAAGAUUCAGUAUGAACAAAGAAUUGAGGAACAGGAGCAGCUACUUGCCUGCAGAUUAAAGGAAAUGCCUCAGAAGCAGCAAGACAAUUCCAGAGUUAAAGUCCUGGAAACAGAACUCAAGGACAUUAAAGAGACCCAUCAAACCAUCGUAAGAGACCUUGAGGCAGAAAUAGAUGUUCUUAAACGUCAGAAUGCUGAAUUAGAACUCAAGAAAAAUGGCACAGACGACAAAGAUUUCCAGUCUAUAGAACUCCAGGUGGAACAGGCCCAUGCCAAAGCUAAACUAGUAAGACUAAAUGAAGAACUGGCUGCCAAAGGAAGAGAAAUACAGGACCUUUCAAAGACCGUGGAGAGGCUUCAGAAGGAGAGAAGGAUGAUGCUGUCUAACCAGAACACAAAGGGCAGAGAAGAGAUAAAUGCCAAAAGGGUGAAAAAAGAUGUUUUACACCCAGAUAAAGGAAACACAAACUACUCUGGAGCCCUGAAUGGCAAGCUGUACCAACCACAUACCUUUACUGAUUCCCAUAUUUCAGAAGUUUUACAAGAAAACUAUAGAUUAAAAAGUGAGCUGGAGGAAUUAAUUUUGGAGAGAAAUACACUAAAGAUGGAAUCUGAAGCAGCAGUGAACCAAUUUGAAAACUCCAUGAAAAGGGUCAAGGAAGACACUGCAGCACAUAUUGCAUCCCUCAAAGCAUCCCAUCAGAGGGAAGUAGAGAAACUCCUUUGCCAAAAUGCUGUUGAAAAUUCUUCUUCCAAAGUAGCUGAACUGAAUCGUAAAAUAACAACUCAAGAGGUCCUCAUAAAACAUUUCCAAAGUCAAGUUAAUGAGCUGCAGAGUAAGCAGGAGUCUCUCGCAGUUUCUCAAGUUCGAGAAGAAAUCCUACAGAAAGAGAUUACAAAACUCUUAGAAGAAUUGAGAGAAGCUAAAGAAAACCAUACACCAGAGAUGAAACAUUUCAUGGGCUUAGAAAAGAAAAUUAAACAGAUGGAAAUAAGACAUAAGCAGAGAGAGCAGGAACUUCAGCAGAUCAUACAGCAAACAUACCGAGUAGUAGAAACUGAGCAAAACAAAGAAAUUGAGAAGUGGAAAAGACUUGCACAGUUAAAGAAUCGGGAGCUGGACAGAUUCCGCACAGAAUUAGACUCCAUAUUAGAUGUUCUUCGGGAGCUGCACCGGCGGGGGGUAGUAGUGCCAGUUGCUUUUGCAGGUGAAGUGAAUGCACCAGAAAUUUAGUAGGAACUCCGGUUUCAGAUGACCUUCUCGAAAGGCCUGAAGAUGAAUAAAAUUGUACCACUUUCAGGACAGAUUUUGAAAAAUGAGCUCCAGUGUGUUGCUAGAAGAAACCAACACAAACUCGCCAUUUUGGAAUAAAUUACCCUUAACCAAAAGGGAACAUAAAAGGUAUCAUGAUACAUUUUACUGAAGAUCAUUAGUCCCAUUUUAAAUGAUUUAUGGACAGGCUUUUUAAGUUAGAUGAUUACAACUGUGUAAGAUUUACUGUAAAAGGUCUCACCUGCAUGCUGAAAAUGGAAAGAAAAUUGUACAUAUUCCUCCGCGUUAUUGAUCAAAGGUGUAGUGAUUUUCUUUGAAACAGAAAAGCAGCUGCUCUGUCUUAAGAAACUGGGUAGAGGAAUGUGAGCCCAGGGGUGUGAUAACCGGCUUGCUGCAACUAUCAGCUGAGUCACAGAGCUCCCUCAGUCAUUUAGAUGAGAAUUCUGACCUCCGUACAGGUAGACAGUGAAUUCUCUGGUGUUCUAAUUUUCCACCCUUUCCUCUAGCUGACUCUUCCUAUGUGGUGUGUGGUGUAGAGUGAAAAGUAUUAGGUUAAUUUGAGGUGCUCACUGCAUUCAUCUUUUAGGCUGCAGCACAGAAAUGCCAGUCCUAAUUUUUUUGUAACUUGAAAAACAAUACAGUAACUUUUACCUUUUCUCUUGAAAAGAAAUCAUUAGGAAAAAAUACAAAUAUGAGUAGCUGCUUUAUUUUACAAUUCCCAUUUCUAGAAACAGGUAGGAAAUAUGUGAGAUAGUGGUAAGUCAAAGCUAAAACUAAUUUUUUUUCAAAUAUUCUUGCCCAGGACUGUGUAAUAAAAAUAUAAUGGGACCUACAUCUAAUUUUUUUAAUGCAUAGUAGCUCCAUAUAAAGAUAAAAAUGAAAAAAUGCAAAGUUCAGGUUUUAUAUUUUUUUCCUAAGUCUUCAGAAUAUGGUUUACAUUUGUAGCACACCUCAGUUUGGGUUAGCUGCAUUCCAAGUGCCCAGUGACUGUGUAUGCCAGUAAGUGCAAUGCAGUGUGAUGAUUACAAAGUAAAGUACUAUAUAAAGACAGGAAAAUUAAAUCUUGGUGGAACUGUGGGCAACAGAUGUGAGACAUAGCAGUUGUUAAAUAUAAGGAAUAUAAUUAUUGUCUUAAUGCCCAGCAUUUUUAAUGUACCUUUUCUAAGAGUAGUAAAAGCAUUAUAGUUUGCUACUUUUUUAAUGUGAAAAUGUUUUAAUUUAUAAUAUAAUUUAUUUUUAUUA